ACAGUUGGAGGAUCUGCACAUGUGCAUAAAGAAGUAUCCAGGUGCUAAACACCACCUCUGGCAGUCAUGAGGAAUAGAGGGCUGAAGACGCAGUCCUGAAGAUUGAUGGAGGGCCAUGCUAUUCAAACAGCAGGCAUUGCUGAGACAAAAGCUCUUCGUACUGGGCAGCCUUGCUAUCGGAAGUGUCCUCUAUCUCGUGGCUAGGGUUGGGACCUUGGAUAGGCUACAGCCCAUUUGCCCCAUUGAAGGCAGACUGAUCCCCCCUGAGCCAGAGAAAAUCCCUCUCCGCACCCUGCAGUUUAAGCGUGGCCUGCUCCAUGAAUUACGUAAGGGAAAUGCCACCAAAGAGCAAAUUCACUUGCACAACCUGGUACAGCAGCUGCCUCGGGCUAUCAUCAUCGGGGUUCGCAAGGGAGGCACCCGCGCCCUGCUGGAGAUGCUCAACCUGCAUCCAGCGGUGGUCAAGGCUUCACAGGAGAUUCACUUUUUUGACAAUGACCAAAACUAUGCUCGUGGAAUCGACUGGUACAGAGGGAAAAUGCCCUUCUCCUUCCCUCACCAGAUCACCAUUGAGAAGAGCCCAGCGUACUUCAUCACAGAGGAGGUCCCUGAACGCAUCUUCAAGAUGAACUCCUCCAUCAAGCUGCUGAUCAUCGUCCGUGAACCCACCACCAGAGCUGUGUCUGACUACACUCAAGUUCUAGAGGGCAAGGAGCGUAAAAACAAGACCUACCACAAGUUUGAGAAGCUGGCCAUUGACACCAACACCUGUGAGGUGAACACCAAGUACAAAGCUGUUCGGACCAGCAUCUACACGAAACACCUCGAGCGCUGGCUCAAGUACUUUCCUGUAGAGCAGUUCCACAUUGUGGACGGGGACCGUCUUAUCAUGGACCCACUGCAAGAGCUGCAGCUCGUUGAGCGCUUCCUCAACCUACCCUCAAGGAUCAGCCAAUAUAAUCUGUAUUUCAAUGCUACCAGGGGAUUUUACUGUCUGCGAUUUAACAUUAUCUUCAACAAGUGCCUGGCAGGCAGCAAGGGCCGCAUCCAUCCAGAGGUGGACCCGUCAGUGGUGACAAAACUGCAGAAGUUCUUUCACCCCUUCAAUCAGAAGUUUUACCAGAUCACUGGUAGAACAUUCAACUGGCCAUGAUGAGCUUUGAACCUCUCAAAUGAGAUUCCUGGAUUAGGGUUUUUCUUUUUUAAAUAAAACAAGACACCUCACUUUAAGAUCUCAAAAGAUAUUAAUAGCACUUUGACUGAAUUUAAUACAAAAACAACAUUGUGACCAAAUAUAAAAGGAACUUGAUGUGAGUCUGUUUUUACAUGUGUGAAAAUAAAGCAAAAUGGUUUGAUUGGUUUGACUAAAAGAUUCAGUUCAAAGCACUUGAUCUCGCAAAAUAAUUCACUUGACUGUCAAUGUUCACUGCGGAGAAAAAAACAGUUCCAAUCUGUGAUUAUUUUUGUUGCUUAAAAAAAACUAUCAAACACUGACAUUUAUGCCGUUAAGAUAAGCUUUUAGUGAGAUGCUUUCUUUUCAUCAUAAAACUCUAUGAAAAAUUACAUCUCAUGAUCAACAAAAUUGUUCAUAUAUUUCCCAUCAUGCUGUGAUCGGUCCAUUAGAGAGUGACAUCUUCUUCUUUACCUAACGUGAUUCAGACAAGGACCAUCAAAAUAUAAUAAAGUGAUUCAAGUUUGGCUCAACACCUUCCAAGCAUUUUAGACUUGAGCUUGUGUUUUAUUGUAAGUAUGUUGUUUCUUCCCCUACAGCGUUCUCAUUGGUUAGCGAAAUACCUGGCAAAAAGCCAUAUUGAAAAAAAAUCCUGUCCUCUUUUCCGUCAAACCAACAGCUUAUUCUUAGACAAUGAAUAAAAUCUGUUUCCGUGCGGAUAUUUAUUCUGUAUCCUGUGUGUUGAAUAAAGGUUAAAUUA
Messenger RNA from Pleuronectes platessa (European plaice), 1931 nucleotides. RefSeq names its product heparan sulfate glucosamine 3-O-sulfotransferase 5. Lineage: Eukaryota; Metazoa; Chordata; Actinopteri; Pleuronectiformes; Pleuronectidae. The transcript is spliced from 3 exons. Gene Ontology annotation, molecular function: [heparan sulfate]-glucosamine 3-sulfotransferase activity. Bases 116 to 1153 code for a protein of 345 amino acids. The record is from RefSeq and is a predicted model, not a curated record.